This is a messenger RNA of Durio zibethinus, 1766 nucleotides long. Its product is annotated as syntaxin-132-like. Gene Ontology annotation, cellular component: endomembrane system; SNARE complex; plasma membrane. Gene Ontology annotation, molecular function: SNAP receptor activity; SNARE binding. Lineage: Eukaryota; Viridiplantae; Streptophyta; Magnoliopsida; Malvales; Malvaceae. Gene Ontology annotation, biological process: exocytosis; intracellular protein transport; vesicle fusion. The record is from RefSeq and is a predicted model, not a curated record.
GUACAAAGAAAAUCAUAAGACAAUCAAAUUGUCGUAUUUAACGUUGAAGUACUUAAACAGAGUCAUAUAUCAUCUAUAAGAGCCGGCUGGAAAAAAAAGCCCACAAAUUUCCUUUGUUUUGCCGUUUUCUUCCUCUUAACUUUGAGGUUUCAACUGAUCAAAUCAUCUCUUUAUUUUUCGUCAACAUGAACGACUUACUCACGGAUUCAUUUGUUGCUGAUGCCCAAGGCCAUGGUGAUAUCGAAAUGGGAAGACAGGUUCCAGGAAGUAACUCCGACAUGGGAAUGGAAACUUUCAACAAGCAGAUACAAGAGGUUGAGAAACAGGUGGAGAAGCUCUCUGGGUUACUUAGGAAACUUAAGGAUGCUAAUGAGGAGUCAAAGUCUGUUACAAAGGCAUCCGCUAUGAAAGCUAUCAAGAAGCGAAUGGAGAAAGAUAUUGACGAUGUUGGAAAGAUAGCACGUAAUGUCAAAGCACGAUUAGAAGCAAUCAAUAAAGAUAACUUAGCCAAUCGGCAGAAACCUGGAUGUGAGAAGGGAACAAGCAUUGACAGAUCCAGGAUGAAUGUUACAAAUGCUGUGGCAACAAAAUUCAAGGAUUUGAUGAUAGAGUUUCAGACUCUCAGACAAAAGAUACAGGAUGAGUAUCGUGAGGUUGUGGAAAGAAGGGUCAUUACAGUUACUGGGACCAGACCAGAUGAACAGACAAUUGACCGCCUCAUUGAAACUGGAAACAGUGAGCAAAUUUUCCAGAAGGCAAUUCAAGAACAGGGACGAGGACAGAUACUAAAUACAGUGGAGGAAAUCCAAGAAAGGCAUGAUGCUGUGAUGGAGAUUGAGAAAAAGCUUCUUGAUUUGCAACAGAUUUACCUUGAUAUGGCAGUUCUUGUUGAAGCUCAAGGAGAAAUUUUAGAUAACAUUGAAAGUCAGGUUUCAACUGCAGUCAGUAACGUCCAGUCAGGGACAACUGCACUUCAAAAUGCAAAGAAACGACAGAAGAGUACACGAAAGUGGAUGUGCAUUGCCAUUAUAAUUCUCCUAAUCAUAGUUGCUGUUAUAGUUGUUGGAGUACUAAAACCUUGGAAGAAUAGUUAGGCUGCUUGAGUUGUUUCCCAUUUGUUGCUUGAUCAUGUAGUUAUUUUGGAAGCACUAGUUUUACUUGUCAAGGCGUGCAUGUAGUUAUUUUGUUUGGAAGAUUGGUUAGGCUGCUUGAGUUGGUUCCCUUUGCAUGAUUCUUUUCACCAUUUGUUUUGAAUACUUGCUUCUUUUCAUUGCUUUCUUUCAUUCUUUAUUUCUUUUUUUUUUUAAUUUUAAAAUUAAUUUGUGAAGUUUGGUUUUGUUAAAUAUUGAGGUGAUUCGAAGAACAUCUUUUGCUACCUCUAUUUGUGGAAAUUAUCUUGUUUUUGUCACCUAUUCUGGCCACACAUAUUACUGAUAAUGGGAUUCCUUUUUUUUUUUUUUUUUUCGAUUUUAUCAAAAAUUGAAUUUUGAUACUAAAACUAAAAUAUCAACACUCUACCAAUAGAUUUUCUAUUCGAACCCCACAAUACCCUUUAGAUGAGCUUUGAGUAUGUAUAUAAUCGAAAUAAAAUUCAAAGCACUAGUUGUUUGUAAAGUUGAUUGAGUUUUUGUUAAGUCGACUGGAUUAAACUCAAUUGAGCAAUGUUGGUCUUACAGUCUUCUGAUCAACCAUGUUUUGAAGUCAUUCGUUAUUGAUGGGUGGGUUUGGUUGGGGGGGCUCAGCAUUAGGCCACCGACCCAUUAUGA